CAAAGUGGUCCAGAAGACAAUAUUGAAGAGCACAAAACAAGGAACAAGCCGGACAAAGAAUCUCAUAGGCGCCCAAACAGACGGCCAAAACGAAGGCCUUCGCGGCCGCCUACGGUAUUUUUGGAAAGUCAAACUUUGACUUUGACCGGAUUCGGAAAAGACCGUAGGCCGCCGACACUGGACGGAAGGCGGCCGCCUACGGUGACCGCCUGCGGCAGAAGACGACGAAGCAACCACCGGCCGGUGGGAUUUGACGGCAGGCGGCCAGACAGGAACGGCAGGCGGCCGCCUGCUGGACCGCCUGCGGCGGCCGGGAUCCGCCGGGAUCCGCCGGGAUCCGAUUUGACAGUGAAAAGACGGCAGGCGGCCGAUGGGUGACGGAAGGCGGCCGCCCUCUGUGGCCGCCUACGGCUGACGGAGACCAGGCCACGUGUCGUUGCCGGCGAACUGACGGCAGGCGGCCAGUUGCUGCCGGAAGGCGGCCGCCUGCCCGGGCGCCUUCGGGGAAAUUUUUCCUAUAAAUUGCCCGAUUUUUCCUCAACUCAAACACACCUCUUCCAACCCUAAAUCAGUUCAAAACACCUUCUUUCUUCCUCCAUUUUCGAGCUCCAAAGGUCUUAGAGAGAGAGAAACUUCAAAUCUUCAUAUCUUCUUCAUUUUAGCUCCAAAUUAUGUCUGGAGGAAGACGUGACGAUCCCAUUUUCGAGGAGCCACCACUAGGACGGGAAGACCCGCCACCUCAGCCUGAUAUCCCAUUUGCUACUAUUGCUGAUCGCAGACGCUUCCAGGCAUGGGGGCAAUACCGCACGCUCCUUCCUCCCAUGAUCCUGGACCCGACGAUGCUAGAGGAAUGGGGGUACUGGGAUGAGAUUGAUUCCCUGCUAGGAGACUCUUUAUGGCGGAGGAUUCUAUUCGUCCAGGAGAGGGCCAGCCUUCCAUUGACGAUGGAGUUUCUGUGCUCCGUUCAGUUCACUCAUUACGGACAGGCUGUGCAAGAGGGUGCUGUUAUUGGGUCAGAGUCUCGGAUGAGGUUUACUAUUCUAGGCAUGGAGCACUCCAUCACUGUGGCUGAGCUCGGAUGGAGGAUGGGGCUCUAUACCCCAGCAUACACACAGACUGAGGAGUUCCGUGCUCUUCCGACCCGCUUACCCGAGGCAUUUGACAUUGAUGAGUUCUGGCACAGACACUCCACAGACACCAGAUCAUUUCUCCGGAUGCACCCCCAUUCGAACAAAUGGAGGGCGACUCACUGGUACAUACUCUCGUUCGUACUUUCUUGUGGUUUUUUUGGACGACCUAACAACACAAACAGGUUGUCCAAAAAGGACAUACUAUUCUUUUGGAGUUUAAUUCACCGCAUCCCGGUGAAUAUGGCUGUCCUUAUGGCUCGUUUCUUCCGGAGCCAGGGGAAGACUGUGCGGCGCACUAUCCAGGCAGGGCCUUUCAUCACUACUCUCGUUAGAUCAUUCUACCCAGAUCUAGACAUUCCAGGGCUACUGCACUUACAGGAUAGCAUCCGCGUUCUUCGAUCCUCAUCCUUUACCAACAUGAGGAUCAAGAAGAAGCGGAAUACUCAGGAGCUCCCAGGUAUUGAGCAGCCGACCCAGCAGGGUAGUUCUUCUCGACAUGAGGGAUCUAGCGAGCCCUUUUCAGACAUGCCUAGCGCCGCAGAUUGGAGAGCGAUGAUGGAUGGGAUGCGGACUCUCCAGACCUCAGUCUCAGAGAUGCGGGUUGCACAGGACAGAGGAUUCCAGGAGAUACGAGAGGCGCAUGAGUCGGCCCUGGGAGAGUUCAGAGACUUUCGAUUAGCUCAGGAGAGAGCCACCCAGGAUAUGCAGGCGGAGCUAGAGACCCAGAGGCUAGAUAUUGAUGAGAUGAGAGACUGGCUUAGGCCACACUAUGGCCCUCGGGAUUACGCAGGCGAUGCUUAGUUUUGCUUCUUCCUUGACAUAUUUUUUUUAUUGUGUUUGUUUGUUUCUUCAGGUUGGACAUUGCGCUGCUCUUUUGACUUGAAUGCUCUUACAAACUGACUAUGGAUGAUGUAAGGAUUUUAAAAAACCAUUUUACUCCUGUUUCAUUAUUCCUCUUCACAAAAUCUUUUCAAAACUCAAGUGUGAGGAAAGAACCAAAAAAAAAAAAAAAAAAAAAAAUGUGCCUUUAUUUCCCAGUUUUGUGCCUCAAAAGAAGACCUCGAGGGCGAGGUCCAGCUCAAGUGUGAGGAGGUUGCGUUUUACACUCAAAAGCUAAAACCUUAUUUUAGAACAAUCUUUUUACUAUUUUUGACAUGAAACAUUAAUUUCUCAAUUUGUUAUCAAUCUCAUAAUUAGCUUAGAUAAUCACCCUUAUUAUAAGAAUUUACUUUUAUUAUUAUUUAGAAAACUUGAAUUUGUUAUGGGUUUUUGGUUGUGAAUGUAAAGGGCUGAAUUUGUUUUAAUUGGACAUUCAUUUUAUUCAUUAAAACAAAAAUGUUAGUAUUAAUAAAACUCCAAAACUCAUUGUUAUAGGACAAUUCCAUCUCCGAAAAGGGGCUCUGUUUCAUUCGUUAAUCACAGUCUGUGAGAAUGAAAUAUGCAUUUACCAUGGGAUAACACCGCCAACAAGAGUGAAAAAGAGCAAAAAAAAAAAAAAUAAAAAAAAAAAAAAAAAAAAAUGGUGAACAAGAUGAAUGUCCCAAUUAGAAUAAUGAAAACCUUGGGAUAAGGAAUUGAUUGGUGGUUUAACAUAAUAAAUAGUUUUUCUUAAGUAAUACUAAUUUUAAACUCUUGUAUUUUGGGGUGAUUUUUCUAAAAUGUUUAAAGAUUGAGAAUAAAAAGAAGAGGUUUUUGUUUCUACUUCUUUAAAAUAGCAAUUAGAUUGUAAUACAGUUAGACUUUACCUUUUGAGUGUGUUUACAACUAAUUCGUCGCUUGAGGACAAGCAACGCUUAAGUGUGAGGAGAUUGAUAAGUCCAUUUUUGUACUUAUUUUUCUUAUCAAAUUUAAGCGAUUUUUGAAUAAAAAUAGAAAGAAAAGGCAUGUUUUAGAUAUUUUGGUUCGAGUUUCAUGAAAUCAGGUAAAAAUCACAUCCAUAAUAUGUUUAGCGGGAUUUCGGGUCAAUUGAGCACAAAAUGAGCCAAUUUGGACAACAAAUGAUAUCAUACCAAAAGAAGGAAACAUUAUUUCAAAGUGGUCCAGAAGACAAUAUUGAAGAGCACAAAACAAGGAACAAGCCGGACAAAGAAUCUCAUAGGCGCCCAAACAGACGGCCAAAACGAAGGCCUUCGCGGCCGCCUACGGUAUUUUUGGAAAGUCAAACUUUGACUUUGACCGGAUUCGGAAAAGACCGUAGGCCGCCGACACUGGACGGAAGGCGGCCGCCUACGGUGACCGCCUGCGGCAGAAGACGACGAAGCAACCACCGGCCGGUGGGAUUUGACGGCAGGCGGCCAGACAGGAACGGCAGGCGGCCGCCUGCUGGACCGCCUGCGGCGGCCGGGAUCCGCCGGGAUCCGCCGGGAUCCGAUUUGACAGUGAAAAGACGGCAGGCGGCCGAUGGGUGACGGAAGGCGGCCGCCCUCUGUGGCCGCCUACGGCUGACGGAGACCAGGCCACGUGUCGUUGCCGGCGAACUGACGGCAGGCGGCCAGUUGCUGCCGGAAGGCGGCCGCCUGCCCGGGCGCCUUCGGGGAAAUUUUUCCUAUAAAUUGCCCGAUUUUUCCUCAACUCAAACACACCUCUUCCAACCCUAAAUCAGUUCAAAACACCUUCUUUCUUCCUCCAUUUUCGAGCUCCAAAGGUCUUAGAGAGAGAGAAACUUCAAAUCUUCAUAUCUUCUUCAUUUUAGCUCCAAAUUGUAUGCCUACGGCUUCCUGGUAAACCUUUGUCUUGGAACCUAACAGCAACUUUGUAUACACCGUCUCAAUAUGUGUUAGAAAAAGAAGAAAAGGAAGCGGGGCAGCAGGGGAUGCUAGAGUUUUUAGAAAGGCCCUCUCUUGGAUUGCUAAUCUAUUAGGGUUGGGGUCACAGAAAGAAACCCCACCUGACGUCAACAUAUCUACCAUGCCAAGAGAAGAACUUAUUAAGAAUGUGGUUUUUAUUGGAAGUUAUGUACAUUUGGUACUGCUGUGGUCAACACACUCACUCGAGUCAACAUUUAUGCUGCAAGCUUUCUUACACCAGUUGGAGGGCUGGAGGAUACUUUCUGUUCAAGCUAUAUUCAAGGAGGAAGUGAAGUGAUCAACAUGUUUGUAUUGCAACUGCUGAAACUACUCUAAACAUUGGCGCUGUUAUUGUAGCACUUGGACAAUUCAUCCUUUAUCCCACAUUCCAGUGGCAGCUUCUAUUUCGACAGCUUAUUAUAGCACUAGAUAUCAUCUUCAUAGAAUAGAAUAAGGCAUUAAACAUUUUCGCAGCAGCAAUCCUUGGUUUAAACUGAUAGCUACACGGAUUUACCACUACUUAUGACUUCCUAUUCUUG
Molecule: messenger RNA, 4455 nt
Organism: Cuscuta epithymum
Lineage: Eukaryota; Viridiplantae; Streptophyta; Magnoliopsida; Solanales; Convolvulaceae
Source: the annotation of a GenBank genome assembly